Molecule: messenger RNA, 252 nt
Organism: Fukomys damarensis (Damara mole-rat)
Lineage: Eukaryota; Metazoa; Chordata; Mammalia; Rodentia; Bathyergidae
Product: cAMP-regulated phosphoprotein 19-like
Exons: 1
Coding region: 1-252 (83 amino acids)
Cellular component (GO): cytoplasm
Molecular function (GO): protein phosphatase inhibitor activity
Source: RefSeq, a predicted model, not a curated record
AUGAAAGAUAAAGUGGCCAGUCCAGAGAAAGCUGAAGAAGCAAAACUAAAAUCAAGGUAUCCUCACCUGGUACAGAAACCUGGAGGUUUCAAUUGUUUUAAAGAAACGCAGAAAGGGCAAAAAUAUUUUGAUUCUGGGGAUUACAACAUGGCUAAGGCAAAGAUGAAGAACAAGCAACUGCCUACUGAGACUCCAGAUAAGACUGAGGUCACUGGUGACACAUUCCCACUCCACAGGACGGACCUUCCUUAG